This is a messenger RNA of Cavia porcellus (domestic guinea pig), 3668 nucleotides long. RefSeq names its product leucine rich repeat containing 28 (gene Lrrc28). The coding region runs from base 143 to 1339 and encodes 398 amino acids. The record is from RefSeq and is a predicted model, not a curated record. Gene Ontology annotation, molecular function: protein binding. NCBI's taxonomy places the organism in Eukaryota, Metazoa, Chordata, Mammalia, Rodentia, Caviidae. The transcript has 11 exons.
CCCCCUCCCCGCCCCCGGCCUUCGCCCCGCCCCGCCCCGCCCGCUGCUCCCGGCUGGUCGUCCAGCGCUCGCUGCGCUCCGGAGCGCUGGCUGGGCCGGCGCCGAGAUAUGGACCAGUUUUGAUACAAUGUAGUGCUCCAGCAUGCCUGACGGAAUAUGUUCAGUCAUGGCUUCUGAACUUUGCAAGACGAUUUCUGUGGCAAGGCUUGAAAAGCACAAGAAUUUGUUCUUAAAUUACAGGAACCUGCACCAUUUCCCACUGGAGUUAUUGAAAGGAGAAGGGCUGCAGUAUUUGGAGAGACUCUAUAUGAAACGGAACUCCCUUACCACCUUGCCAGAAAACCUUGCUCAGAAGCUUCCAAACCUUGUGGAACUACAUUUUUCCUUUAUUCUCCCCUUCCCUGUAUACAGAUACCUUCACUCAAAUAACAUAGUUGUAGUUCCAGAAGCUAUUGGGUCUCUUGUGAAACUCCAGUGUCUGGAUCUCAGUGACAAUGCCUUGGAAAUUGUUUGUCCGGAAAUCGGUCGGCUGAGAGCUUUACGUCAUCUUCGAUUAGCUAACAACCAACUGCAAUUCCUACCUCCAGAGGUUGGCGAUUUGAAGGAGCUGCAGACACUAGACAUUUCUACCAAUCGUUUGCUAACUUUACCCGAGAGGCUUCACCUGUGCCUUUCUCUGCAGUACCUGACUGUGGACCGCAAUCGGCUGUGGUAUGUGCCCCGCCACCUCUGCCAGCUGCCCAGCCUCAAUGAGCUCUCCAUGGCUGGAAACCGUCUCGCAUUUCUGCCCCUUGAUCUAGGUCGAUCUCGAGAACUACAGUACGUGUAUGUGGAUAACAACAUUCAUCUGAAAGGGCUGCCAUCCUAUCUGUAUAACAAAGUCAUCGGGUGCAGUGGCUGUGGGGCCCCCAUCCAGGUGUCAGAGGUGAAGCUGCUCUCUUUUUCAUCGGGGCAGCUGACCGUCUUCCUGCCAGCAGAGGUGAAGGCCAUUGGCACAGAGCGCGACCGCGUGCUGCCCCUGCAGGAGCUGGCCAUGAGGCGGCUCUAUCACACCUGCCACCGCUCCCGCAAAGAUUUGAACUUCCUGUCUCCCAUCUCAUUACCCAGAAGCCUCCUGGAGCUGCUGCACUGCCCCCUGGGGCACUGUCACCGGUGUAGUGAGCCUAUGUUUACCAUCGUCUACCCCAAGCUCUUCCCCUUGAGAGAGACACCGAUGGCCGGGCUGCACCAGGGGAGUUCUGGAUCUCUGGGCCACAGUGAUUCCAUGAGCCCUCCGACGUCUGCGUUCUUGGACCUUGUCAGAACUGCCCGGUGUUGGCUUCACCUUUCAGAUCAAUGAGGACAACGGUUAGUUUUGUGGCUUACUGCUGUUCCACACAGUGUCUGCAGACUUUUGACCUGCUGAGUUGAUAAACACUCAUGAGCCUCAGGAACACUGCCAGCCUGACACUGCAGCCACCUCCCUGCCUGUCAGGACUGCGUAUGGCGGGACCAGGAGGGUCAUGCAGACCGGAAUCGCCCCUGCCAUCCUGUCCUGUGCACCACGGGGGCAUGAGAACUCUCUGGAAGUAUCGUGAUGGGGUGUUGCAGCUAAAAUGCCUUCACCCUUCUCCCAAGUCAGAAUACAUCCUGCUCCCAAAUUAAGGACGUUUUGUCUUCUGUGUUUUUCUUUUUGUGCGUGUCUCAUACGUAAACUGUUUAGUUUGACGAGCCUCCCCACAUCUAAUUGAAAGCGAGCUGCAGUUCCCUGAAGAACUAUAAUUUGACAAUAUCCCCACAUUAACUUCUGAGCAACACACCGUCGGUGAUACGCUUCUUCUCUUUCUUUCCCCAGAGAAUUAUUCCCUGGAGAGAUUACUCUCUGUGGUUUCUCCAGUAGAAACUUGUCAGAUUUUAGCAUUUCAGCAAACCCGAGGCCUCAGUCCUCUUGCAUAGCUGGGUGGGGCAUCUGAGCUGGCUGCAGAGCGAGAUCCCGGGACACAGGGACACACACCCUCUGGAAAGGACAAUCUUGUUUACAAGAUUUGCAGCGUAUUAAGAGGCUCUGGAGAGACAUUUUAAAAACAAAAAUGAUGAUCAUGAAAUACACUCUUAUUUUAAAAGAUUAGAGAAGACUAAGUUUUGCAUUUUUGGAUUUGCCUGAGACUUUUUUUAAUGCACGAGUAAUUUGAAGAAUACUUGAUUCUUUAAAAGAUCUGAUCCCUUUCUUUUGAGAUUCAAGUAUUUUCUACAUCAUAAGAAAAGGGGAGAAAACUCAUGCCAAGAUAAGGCCUGCCCUGUUCUUGUUAGAUGGGCUUAUGAUUCAGUUUAUGCUGACUGAAAUACCAUAAGCAUGUGAAAAACUGGCUACUUCUGCUACUAGUUUUUGGUAGCGUGAUUCUUGGUACAGCCUGUGCAUAUCGGUUUAUUUAUGUCUUCAUUUUGGUUCUUAUGCAACAUACUGUUGCCUGGCUAGGACAGAGAAAAUACAGAGAAAGCAGGACCAUGUUCAGCCUUGGGAUUUUGCAAGAAACAAAAAGUCCAUAAACAGCCUGUGACGCUCCCCCUCCAGAGAGACAUGUUCCUCUUGGAAGAGUCACAUAUUUGUUCCUCCUUUAAAAGGGUGGCAUUUCAGUGUGACUUUGCUGCCAGAUGUUCGUCGGCUUGCUGUGCAGUGAUUCUUGUAAAGAAGUACUUUUUAAAAACUUUCAGUCACGCAGUUUUAUAUGAGGCAGGACUGAAAGAAGAACCAAGGAGGGUUGCUUGGUAGAAACAAUUAUUUUCAAAAACGUUCAGAUGUCAAAAAUGUGGUCGGUGGCAUUUUGUUAGCUGCCCUAACUCUGUAACUAGGGCUAGGCUCUAACAGUGCCAAAAAUCCCACACAGUUACCGACAGAUGUGUGAUAUCUCUACAUCUGCACCACCUGCUGCCCGGAAAGCAGACUAUCCGCACAGACUGGUGUGGGCAGAAAGUCCCCAUGUGUUCCAGCUGUGUCACACUGCUCUCCCUCCCGGCCCUUUCCUAACUUGGUCUGCUCAGUCUUAGCAUUUCAAAGGCUCAGCGUGUAAUAGAAACGCAAGAUCUGUAUUCGAAUGGACCGCUUCUUUCAUCCUUUGGAAUCACUGAAGUUUUGAUAUAACCUCUCCACGUAUAUGAGUUGGUGGGUGACAAAUAUGGCGUGAAACUUCCCAGAUGUGCUUCAGGACUAAGUGACCGCUACCUGUCACUAAAGUGACAGUAAAUAUAUUGCUACAUCUUUCUGUUCCACCUUCUUCCAUCCUGUCUUCAAAUGGAGCUAUGAAAUGUGCUAACCUGAGACUCAGGAAUUCUUGUUGUGAUAAGGUCUGACUGUUAACUCGUUGGAAGUUUUAUAAAGAUGUUUCUACUCCUGGCGUCCUCUCUCUGCCUGUGAUAAACUGUUGAACACCUGCAGUGUGCUGGAUGGACAGUCAGCCUCUGGGCAGGCUCCACUUUAAUCCUGGGGCGCAGCAUCUGGGCUUGACUGAUGAGAAAUGGAACUGAAAACACCGUCAGGUGCUAUUCAUUCUGGAAAUUUUGUGGGAGGUUCACUGAUGUGAUUCUUAAACUUUUGAUACUAUAAAGGGGUGUUCUUGGCUAGAGAAAACUUGCUUACAAGCUGUGUAUUUGAAUUGUGUCCAAAGUUUUUGCAAAAAAACAAAUUUAAGGCC